CAGUGGAAAUGCAAAAUCCAAAAUGGCGACCGCCGACAAAGAAGCUGUGAAUUUCCCAAUUGAGACAAACUUUCAAGAAUCUUCAGAGCAGUGCUGUACUAGGUUUCAAGUAGAACUCGAGUUCGUUCAGUGUUUAGCCAACCCACAUUACCUUACAUUUCUUGCACAAAGAGGCUAUUUAAAGGAACAAACUUUCAUCAACUACUUGAAGUACCUUUUAUACUGGAAGAAGCCAGAGUAUGCCAAGUUUUUGAAGUAUCCUCAGUGCUUACAUUUCCUUGAGCUACUUCAGUAUGAGCACUUCCGCAGAGAAUUGGUCAAUCCACCAUGUGCCAAGUUUAUUGAUGAACAGCAAAUACUACACUGGCAGUACUACUCACGCAAACGUAUGCGAGUUGCCCCACCUAGAUCACAAACCCCAUCUCAGAGUGAUGCUCAACUUAGAUGAAAAGAGUGAUGCGCAACUUAGUUGAUGAAAUACUACACUGGCAGUACUACUCACGCAAACGUAUGCGAGUUGCCCCGCCUAGAUCACAAAGAUCAUAUAUCAGAGUGAUGCUCAACUUAGUUGAUCAAUUGCUGUCACUUUUAUGUUAAUAAAUGGCAGCCAAAUGAGCACGAAAGGACUCACCUAGGGUGUUUGUGCCAUACCCUGACAAGGAUAGAAAGGGGUAUAGGAGGCGAUCACCCUGUUACUCAGAGUUUUACAAAGACAUAUGGAAGGAAAUAACGUCUGCAUCUCCCCGCGUAUAAAAUAAGCAAUCGCCCCUCUCCACAGUGCUAUUUGUAUCGAUCAUCCUAGGAGAAGCAAUCAGAACAAAAUGCCCAGCUACCGGGUAGGUUUUGCUAAGAGAGUACUAAGGCAGUGGUCUUCUAGUACAUAAGAAACAUGAGAAUUCUUCACAGAUUCUGCUAGGAGAAUAAAAAUGUGAGUUAUUCAGAGAUUUUGGACUUCUGCUCAACCUCUAUUUAUGUCUUGCCAGGCGCUGAGGUCACAUGGUGACUACAGGCUCACAGAUACAGCUAGUAAUCCAGCUGAAGUAACAAUAUUCCAAAUGAAUAAUAAAGUUUUAAAACUUUGAAGUCUGUCACUCGAUACGGAAUCUGCCAUUAUUAGUUUUAGUUGGCUAUCUUGGCUAAUUCCUACUUGUCAGAUCAAGUUAAUGAUAAAAAAAAAUAGAUACCGUAUAUAUUUGUCUUUUUCAUCACAAUUAUGUUCGUAUGACUCUUUGGUCUUUUCGACAUUUACAGAUUGGGAGCGCUCUGGGAAUUAUUCCAUCAAGGAAAUAUUAGCUUUACGUAUGUUAUAAUAUAUAGCAUAAUAUUCACUAUUUUAGGAUAUAAAACUUCCUGUUUUUCGAUUGCUAUACUCAGACAUGGUAGUCUAAGACAUUUAUUUGAAUUUGAUACUUUAAUCGCUUUCAGACAUUUCAAUGAACAUUUCUUCUUAAAGUGAUUAAGAUUGAGUUUUUCCAAGUUUUAAAAGUUACAGUUAAAAAUAUCAAAUGUAGGUAGAAACAGCCAUUUAUAUGCUGCAUUAAAUAAUAAUGUCAAACUGUAAAUUAUUUGAAGGAGCAAGCAAACGGUUUUCAGCUAAUUUUACAUCGAGUCAUUAUUGAAAUAAAAAAUUAGCAAACAGCUAUCGUACUACUGCAUUUAUGAUAAAACAAAUAUUACUGUUAGAAAUGUCAUCAAGUUUAUUCAUUAAAAGUGUUAGCUAUUAAUAAACAUAUUUCAAUCAUU
This is a messenger RNA of Nematostella vectensis (starlet sea anemone), 1743 nucleotides long. Its product is annotated as mediator of RNA polymerase II transcription subunit 31. Gene Ontology annotation, molecular function: transcription coregulator activity. Lineage: Eukaryota; Metazoa; Cnidaria; Anthozoa; Actiniaria; Edwardsiidae. The record is from RefSeq and is a predicted model, not a curated record. Bases 23 to 448 code for a protein of 141 amino acids. Gene Ontology annotation, cellular component: mediator complex; core mediator complex. The transcript is spliced from 4 exons. Gene Ontology annotation, biological process: regulation of transcription by RNA polymerase II.